AUGUCCGAUCUGCACCACGUUCUGCCCGACGGAUUCCCGGCCCAUCAUUUUUCGCACCUGCUGCCGUCGCUCGACCGCCACCGUGUCACCACCACCGACAUCCUGACCCUCGAUGCCGUCGACCUCGCGAAGCGCGCCCAGGUCCCCGUCGCCGAGCUGCGCAAGCUCCAGCAGGCCAUUGUGAGCGCGCUCCACGCCGAACUGGGAGUCGCCGAUUCGGUCGAAGCUGCGGACGCGGGGAAUAACGCGGUGGCGGAUGGCUGGCAUGCGGCGGAAUGGCGUACUAUCAGUACGCUCGAUGAUAGUCUGGACGCCGAGCUGGGGGGAGGGAUACCUGCGGGGUACCUGACCGAGAUCACUGGCGAAAGCGGCGCGGGAAAGACUCAAUUCCUACUCACCUUGCUCCUGUCGGCGCAGUUGCCAGCUCCCCAUGGCUUUUCCAAGUCCGCCCUCUACAUCUCCACCGAGGCACCGCUCGCGACGACGCGCCUGGCACAGUUGCUGAACCAGCAUCCACGCCUCACGAGCCUCCCACCUUCCUCUAAGCCCUCGCUCUCGCGCAUCCUCAGCAUACAGACGCCCGACCUCGAGUCGCAAGACCACAUCCUGCGCUACCAGUUGCCCGUCGCCAUCCAGCGCCACAAUGUCGGCCUGGUCGUGCUCGACUCGGUCGCCGCCAACUACCGCGCUGAAUUCGAGCGCGGCGGCGGUAGCGGAGGAGGAGGUGGUGGUGGUGGGAGCGAGAAAGACGGGGGCAGUCGCCGCGCCGUCGGCGAAGCUAUGGCGCACCGCACCGCGCAGCUGGUGCAGCUGGGCGCCCUGCUGCGCUCCGUUGCUCGCACGCAUGGCGUCGCCGUCGUCGUCGCGAACCAAGUGUCGGACCGCUUCUCUGCUCCUCCACCACCUCCUCCCUCCAGCACCACCACCUCCCGCCACCCUUCCUACAACAGCACCUUUAGCCAAACAUCCCGCGUCCCGACUCCCGGCCCCGGCCCGCCUUCUCAACAAGGAGGCGGCGGCGUAGCGGCGGCAGCAGGUGCUACAUCAACACCACCACCGCCGCCGCCGCCGCCUCCAGGCACCGCAACCACCGCACCCCUCACCCUCUCCCGCGACCCCCUCACGCUCGACCACCAGCAGCGCUGGUUCACCGGCUGGGGCGACGUGCGUGCCUCGUCAUCCGCAUCCGAAAACCUCAAGACGCCCGCCCUCGGCCUCGUCUGGGCGAACCAGAUCGCGGCGCGAAUAGCGCUGCUCAAGGCCCCCGUGUACAACGCGCCGAACCCUUGGAUCGGGCUGGCGGCAGACGGCCGGCUGGAUUGGCGAGGCGAGGGAGACGGAGACGGAGACGAGGGGGGAGGGACGGAAAUUAAGCGGUGGAGGCGGUGGAUGAAGGUCGUGUUUGCGCCGUGGGCGCCGCCGUCGGUGGGGAGGGGGGUGGAGUACGUUAUUCGGGGGAGGGGCGUGGUGGCUGCUAGUGCUGGUGCUGGUGCGGAGGGUAAGGCGAAGGAGAGGGAGAAGAAGGGCGUGGAGGAUGAGAUAGAGGAGAAGAAGGGUGUGGAAGACGAGGUAGAGGAAGAAGGCCGCGAGGAGCAGCAGGUCAAGGAGGGUGAGGACGGUCCGGCUGGCGAGCAGCAGCCACGCGCCGGAAGUGAGCCAUUGGCAGAUAGGAACUAG
Lasiodiplodia theobromae is the source of this 1677-nucleotide messenger RNA. Its product is annotated as DNA repair protein. The transcript has 2 exons. Gene Ontology annotation, molecular function: double-stranded DNA binding; ATP hydrolysis activity; single-stranded DNA binding. The record is from RefSeq and is a predicted model, not a curated record. Gene Ontology annotation, biological process: DNA strand invasion; mitotic recombination; DNA recombinase assembly. NCBI's taxonomy places the organism in Eukaryota, Fungi, Ascomycota, Dothideomycetes, Botryosphaeriales, Botryosphaeriaceae. The coding region runs from base 1 to 1677 and encodes 558 amino acids.